Messenger RNA from Branchiostoma floridae (Florida lancelet), 2801 nucleotides. Its product is annotated as protein amalgam-like. Gene Ontology annotation, biological process: cell-cell adhesion. Gene Ontology annotation, cellular component: cell-cell junction. Gene Ontology annotation, molecular function: cell adhesion molecule binding. NCBI's taxonomy places the organism in Eukaryota, Metazoa, Chordata, Leptocardii, Amphioxiformes, Branchiostomatidae. The coding region runs from base 586 to 2151 and encodes 521 amino acids. The transcript has 8 exons. The record is from RefSeq and is a predicted model, not a curated record.
CAGGCACAGCGUGUGCACUGCUUUUCGUACUGUCCGGGGUACUGAUUUGUGUGAUGUUAUAGCGUGUGGCGUUCGCAAACAAUUCCUUUGAACUGUCAACUUCUUUACCUUUCGUUCAACCACACUGAGAGUUUAUUCCGGAAGCCGACAAUCUCUUGGUGUUGAUAAGUCUUUUAUUCGCGAUGUAACAGUUUUGAACCGUACAGAACAGUUUUAGGGCUAAAGUGUGCUCUCAGAACUGCCAACUGCGCUGCGGGGAUUUUUCGUAGCGAAGGGACUGUAAGUAAUUAGCGGCGUGCACGCGAAGAGGGACACUAAUCAUGCGGGGAUGAGAAGUCAGGAAACGCGCUGACACCACCGACUGUCUGGUUACACGCCGAUUUUCCGUGCCGGUGCGGUGGGACUACCGUAACGUAUCUGACUGGAAGGCGGUGAAGAACACGUUUACGCCCGUCACCCAAGAGGUGUCAUCAGCGUUCGCACGAAAAUUACCCAUCUGCUAGCCAUUUAACAGGCCGGUGUUUAGUGGUUUCGUGUGUGCGACCACAACAGUAGUGGUGCGCAACCACAGGACUUUACCAGCAAAUGGCGUGCCGUGCAACAGUUCUACGCGUGUUUUGCGGUUUUGUCUCCAUCAGCCUGCUACAAAACAGAGAAUGCGUUGCCCAAUCCUCCAUCAGUCUCACUCUACCGAAGUCCGUCAACACUAUAGUCGGCGACCCUAUCACCCUACCCGCCACGUACCAGACCCAGAGGAGGGUCAUCUCCGUGGUGUGGAACAAACUCAACCCUCAAGACAGCGAGAAGAGGAUCCCAGUCUUCAGCUACUUCCCCUUACUUGGGUCUACUGAGUCGUUUGGGACCUAUUCGGGAAGAGCGGAGCUUGCCGGAAAGGCUUCCAUCAAGAUCGACGCCACAACCGUACAGGAUGAAGGGAAGUACGUCCUAACAGUGACCGUGGACGGGCUACCACCUGAGGAAGGGUUUGUCACCGUCAACAUGAUGGUGCCUCCAGUCGUUGACGUGGGGCCUGCGAACCCUUACGUCACAGCUUCCGGACGUUCCGCUUCCCUGACAUGCGCAGUGAAGGACGCCAGGCCCAACAUUACGUCACUGUACUGGGAGAAAGACGGCGUGCGAGUUGACAACCUACGAUUCGACACCAAGUAUUCCGGCGGGAAUAUUCAGUCCCCCAACCUCCUGAUACGUCACGUGACCAGAGGUGACGCAGGCCGGUACAAAUGUGUGGCUGAUCACGUGGUGCGGUCCGCCAGUGACGCUCUUAAGAUGGACGUACGAUAUCCAGCCAGUAUCAUCAGUAUCUCAGACUCGCUGACGGGGAGGGCAGGCGACAGGAUCACAAUGCAGUGCGUCGCCGAGGGCAACCCCCUCCCCAACAUCACGUGGUCGCGGAACGGCGUGCGCCUGCGCAGUGACGACAGGAUGCUGUCACGUGACGUCUGCGCAAGCUCACUCGUCCUCAGCAACGUUCCGGCCAACGCUACGGGGACGUAUGUCUGUACAGCCGUCAACAACGUGGGGAAAAGUGACGUCAAAUCGCUACUGCUUUCUAUAAGAGCGUCCCGGAGUGGUAGUGGUAGUGUAGACGCCCUGAUUCUGGUGGGUUCCAUCGCUGGAGGCCUGUGGCUUCUCAUCUGCCUCUGUCUCACUAUCUACUUCGUCCGGCGGAGGCGACAGCGUGAGGAGAAGAAGCGCUUCUCGUUCUACUACAACAUGGGGAAGCGACAGGACGAGAGGGCCGAGGACAGGCCGGGCGAGGAGACACUGGAGGUAACGCGACACCCCAACCUUAAACCGCCAGCCAAGCCCAGAUCGCCAACUGCUCCCUACGGAGGCAUCGAGACAAUCAGACGGACAGCCAGCAAGUCAAAAGUGAGGAGAUACGCCAGAGCUCUGUACACCUACCGGCCUCAGGAGGAGAACGAACUGCACUUGGAGACCGAUGACGUCAUCGAGGUACUGGAGGGGGAAGAUGGCGGCUGGUGCCUGGGUUACCUGAGGGGCAGGAUAGGCCUGUUCCCCUCCAACUACGUCAAGUUUCUGUCAGCGUCACAAGUUUCUGCUGCAAAACUGAAGGAGCUAUACGACCCAACGGACGCGAAGUCGAGCUCGUCAAAAGGCAGCCUGUAGUGCGUCAUCAGUUUAGGUUGAUGCUUCACCUACGUCAUCACUUGAUGUGCAGUUCCGAAGAUUGCAUCAUCGUUACGUCAUCUAAUCCGAGGACACAAAUGUACUACUAAUAACAUGUACCUGCAUUUCACAGUAAUACCACUAGAGGGCGCAUGAUUACCCGUAACAGCUACAUUUUUACGGAAUGAAAUUCCAAUUUGUUCCAAUUCUUUUUAUCAUUUCAAUUAUUCACAUUUGUUUAUUUAGAAUCGGGCAAGAAAGCAAAUUACAUAUAAAAACCCAAAGUCACGAAUUCCAAUGUAAAAAAAAUAUAUUGAGUACGAACAUAAUAUGCAUAAGAAGAGUUCGAAGAACACAGACCUUCGUGAAAUAUCUAAUGUAGCUUGAAAAAUGAAAUCGUAACUUUUUGUAAAAUAUGUUGAAUUUCAAUUAUAAGACAACGACCUGAUGUUUAUCUCUAUCUAACUCGCAAAUGUUAUGAUUAUCAAAUUAAAAUCAUGCAUCAUAGAUAUAAUAUGGUGUUUUCUCAUUCACAAUACGAAUCAAAUCAAUGCUGCCUUACCGUAUCGCAUUUGUUUAUCCAAUAAGCAUUUUUGUAUAAGAUAAUGUACAAAAAGACUGUCAAGCAGUGCAGUUCAGCGCUUUGGGCU